UUCUUUACGAACAUCUUCAUCGCUACCAAACUCUUCUUCCUUAUUAACGACAGUCAAUAUAUGGAGUUCGUCAUUGUUUCUAAGCAUAGUACCCAUAGCCCACUCCAUGGCAUGAUAACUUUCGUCGCUGAAAUCGCACAUAAUCAAGUAGGUGCGGACUCGACGUUGUGGUCCCGGUAAAAUCUCAGCCAUGCUGGCUUUAUCGACAUAGCCAUAUCGAAUAGUAGUGAUAAUGCGGUCGUCUGAGCGAACGAUCUCUGGCUUUUGGCAAACAAGCACGUCGGGUCGAUAUUUAUCAGCUGCAUUGAUCUUUUUAUUCUCAUCCGUAGGCUUCUCGUAGUCAAUGUGUCGAUUUCUCUCGGUGAUAGCCAUCAGUUCUUUAUCCGCCUUGUCAAGGUUGGCGUCGUUGGCUGCGUCAUACUCAAGGUCAUCUUCAUGUGGCACUUCAUCUUCGUCUUCGUCUGUUUCGGAAUCAAACUGGUUGGGGUCUGGCUUUUCCACAAUCACCGCUUCCUCUACCUGUCGGUCUUCUUCUGUAUCGACAUUGAGGUCAUCGUCUUCGGGGCGAAUGUCAUGCUCCGACGAAGACUGCUCUGUAACAAUGGCUGGUAUGGCCUGGGACAUGGCGUGGUACUGGCAGUUUCGUAUUCCUGGAAAUUUUCCUGGAGAAUAACCCACCGCCAAUGAUUUGAAACAUUUCAAGUAUAUCUCCC
Molecule: messenger RNA, 713 nt
Organism: Umbelopsis ramanniana AG
Lineage: Eukaryota; Fungi; Mucoromycota; Umbelopsidomycetes; Umbelopsidales; Umbelopsidaceae
Exons: 2
Coding region: 344-673 (109 amino acids)
Source: RefSeq, a predicted model, not a curated record